Molecule: messenger RNA, 1473 nt
Organism: Knipowitschia caucasica
Lineage: Eukaryota; Metazoa; Chordata; Actinopteri; Gobiiformes; Gobiidae
Source: the annotation of a GenBank genome assembly
AUGCCGGUGUUUACAGUGAACGUGAAAUGGGGUAAAGAGAAAUUCGAUGCGGUGGAGCUGAACACAGAAGAGCCUCCGGUGGUGUUUAAGGCUCAGCUCUUCGCCCUGACAGGAGUCCAGCCCGACAGGCAGAAAGUGAUGGUGAAGGGAGGCACCCUCAAGGACGAUGAGUGGGGCAACAUCAAAAUAAAAAAUGGCAUGACGCUGCUGAUGAUGGGCUCGGCUGAAGCUCUUCCUGAAGCGCCUUCAGAUCGACCCAUGUUUGUGGAGGACAUGACCGAGGAGCAGCUCGCCUCCGCGAUGGAGCUGCCGUGCGGCCUCACAAACCUGGGUAAUACCUGUUACAUGAACGCCACAGUGCAGUGCCUGCGCUCCGUGCCCGAGCUCAAAGCGGCGCUCAGACGGUAUGCCGGUGCUCUACGAUCUUCAGGGGCCAACGCUCCGUCAGAAUACAUUACAGCAGCUCUGCGUGAUCUAUACGAGACCAUGGACAAGACCUCGUCCAGCCUGCCGCCCAUCAUCCUCCUGCAGUUCCUCCACUUGGCCUUCCCCCAGUUUGCAGAGAAGGGGGACCAGGGACAGUACCUCCAACAGGACGCCAACGAGUGCUGGCUACAGAUGAUGAGGGUCCUGCAGCAGAAGCUCGAGCCCCUAGAGCCAGAGACCCCCAUGGAGGUUGAUUCAGGAAGCGGUGCUGCUGCUGCCUCGUUAAAGAAUUUUAUCGACCAGUAUUUCAGUGUAGAGUUUGAAACUUCUAUGAAAUGUACAGAAUCUGAAGAAGAAGAGCCAAUCAAAGGAAAAGAAAGCCAGCUCCAACUCAGCUGCUUCAUCAACCAGGAAGUCAAAUAUCUGGCAACAGGACUUCGGCUGAGGCUGCAAGAAGAAAUCACAAAAAUGUCUCCAACCCUGGAAAGAAACGCACUGUACAUAAAAUCUUCUAAAGUUAGCAGACUUCCGGCCUAUUUGACGGUUCAGAUGGUUCGCUUUUUCUACAAGGAGAAGGAGUCUGUGAAUGCCAAAGUUCUUAAGGAUGUUAAGUUCCCUCUGAUGCUGGACGUGUACGAGCUGUGCACCGCUGAGCUCCAGGAGAAAAUGCUUCCCAUCAGAUCCAAGUUUAAGGACAUGGAAGACAAGAAGCUGGAGAAGCAGCAGCAGAAGGUGGUGAAGAAAGCUGAUGACAAGAAAGAAGUGAAACAUGAGCCUUUCUCUUUCCCUGAAGACGUGGGCUCCAACAACAGCGGAUACUACGACCUCCAGGCCGUGCUCACUCACCAGGGCCGCUCCAGCUCCUCCGGACACUACGUGGGCUGGGUCAAGAGGAAAGAGGAUGAAUGGGUGAAGUUCGACGAUGACAAAGUGAGCGUGGUGUCCCCAGAGGAUAUCCUGCGGCUGUCCGGCGGCGGCGACUGGCACAUAGCUUACGUCUUACUGUACGGCCCCCGCAGACUGGAAAUCCUCCCCCAGGACCCAUAA